CCGAUACAGGAAGUGCAUCCAGGAUUUGACCUGCUCGUCUAUAAAAUGGAUUUCUAGCUGGAGAGAAAAGUCAUGUUUAACUUAAAGGCUUUGCAGAAAAACAAAACAAUCAAAUAUGGAAUCCCUAUGCUCAUGCUCGUAGUUGGAGGUUCCUUCGGCCUGCGAGAGUUUACACAAAUUCGGUACGAUUCCCAGAAGAUCAGAAAAAGGCUGGAUCCUUCACUGGAGGCCAAAGUGAACGUGGAGAAGCAGUCAGUCAUACUGGAGGAGGAGUACGAGAAGAUGAAGCAGGUGAAUAUGGAGGAGUGGAAAAACAUCCGUGGUCCUCGUCCCUGGGAGGACUCCAGGGAGUACCAGGAGCAGCAGCGCACCAGCCAGGAUAAAUAGGAAAAGGACUGAGGACCAGGAGAGGCCAGGUGGAGCGGACUGAACACUCACACACCUGCAGCAGGACGGAGCAGAACAUAAUGGACGGAGUCUUGUGGCGAUGCCGCUGAGACCCAGCUUCACCCAGCUUCACCCAGCUUCACCCAGCGCUGCAGCUUCUGGGUGUGGACUGGACUUUGUGUGGUGUUGGUUUGUGUUGAACUUUGCUCAUUCUUUGUAACAAGUCGGGUCUCUACUGGACACACAAGUGGAUGCAAUGAUGAUUUUGGAAGUAGUAUAAAGUAUAAAGUCACCUGUUGGUUAUUCUCCACUCUGAUCAGGAGUUUGUUAUAUAAUCAACCAGCAGGUGGCACAUCUGUGAGCUGCUGCACCUUACAUUUCACACGGAUACUAGGAAAGGAAAUAAUAUGUCUGUGUAUGAUUUCCGUGUCUCAAUAAAUUAUGUUCUAUUGAUCCAAAUUG
Molecule: messenger RNA, 849 nt
Organism: Anoplopoma fimbria (sablefish)
Lineage: Eukaryota; Metazoa; Chordata; Actinopteri; Perciformes; Anoplopomatidae
Product: cytochrome c oxidase assembly protein COX16 homolog, mitochondrial
Exons: 4
Coding region: 73-387 (104 amino acids)
Biological process (GO): mitochondrial respiratory chain complex IV assembly
Cellular component (GO): mitochondrial inner membrane
Source: RefSeq, a predicted model, not a curated record